Messenger RNA from Anopheles darlingi, 1285 nucleotides. RefSeq names its product ribosome biogenesis regulatory protein homolog. Gene Ontology annotation, molecular function: protein binding. Gene Ontology annotation, biological process: endonucleolytic cleavage in ITS1 to separate SSU-rRNA from 5.8S rRNA and LSU-rRNA from tricistronic rRNA transcript (SSU-rRNA, 5.8S rRNA, LSU-rRNA); ribosomal large subunit export from nucleus; ribosomal large subunit biogenesis. The record is from RefSeq and is a predicted model, not a curated record. Bases 81 to 1121 code for a protein of 346 amino acids. The transcript is spliced from 4 exons. Lineage: Eukaryota; Metazoa; Arthropoda; Insecta; Diptera; Culicidae. Gene Ontology annotation, cellular component: nucleus; preribosome, large subunit precursor; nucleolus.
GGCUGCACGGCAACUCGUUGUUUUGGUCGUUCCAAAUCCAGAAAUCGUUUUUAAAAUCGUUCUUUGGAUUUUUGGGAACGAUGGAUAUCGUUAAGGAGGUGCUGGAAAAGCAGCAGAAAGAUCUGCAAAAGUACAAACCCAUCACGGUAGAGAAACCGCUGGAACCGACCGUCGAUAUCGGCCACUUGUUGGUUAGCGAUCCGAACUACUUCGAUGAAGACAAACUGAAAGAGAACCGUGAGCAGUACGUGCUGGAUGUGACACGCGACAACGUGCAGUUACUGAUCAACAGCGUUUGGGAGCUUCCGACGGAGCGUGUUGAGGAAUCGAUCGUUGCCAAGCUACCUGCCCCGCGUACCGUGCUACCGCGUGCCCGUAAUCUGCCCGUCCCGAAACCGUUGACCAAGUGGCAAGAGUUUGCACAGGCCAAGGGUAUCAAGAAGCGAACACGGGACAAGAAGGUGUACGAUGAGGUACUGGAGAAGUGGGUCCCGACGUACGGCUAUCAGCGAUUCAAGGCCGAAAAGGAGCGCGAUUGGGUGUUGGAUGUACCACAGAAUGACCCGUACCGGGAUAUGUUCAAAGAGAAGCGUGAUCUGCGCAUCGAACGGGUGGCAAAGAAUGAGGUAGCACGUAUGAAGAAUAUAGCCCGGGCGAAGAAGAUCGCUACACCGCGUACCGGAUUCGUUGGGCCAGAUUCGGCCUCUGCUAAACAGCUCAUUACGGCAUCAAACGUCGUGAAAGCAUCGACCGCUUCAGUCGGUGUAUUCCAGGAGUCGCUGCCCAACGAGAAACAGGCACGCGGUAUCGGCGUGAAGGAACUGAUUCCGGGCGAAAAGUGCAAAAAGAAGGCUUCCACAUUGACCGGUGAGAAGCGACGCAACAUAGAGAUCGUCAACAAAGUGCUGAACAAGAAGCCGAAGAUCGACAUCGACCGGGCGAUUUCACUGCAGAAGGCGGAAGCACGUGCUGCACGUGAAGCGGCCGACGAUGACGGAGAUGAUGGUGAGCGGCGAAAGAAGGGUGGCAAAAAAUCCAAAGGAUUCAGCCGAAAGAAGCCGAAAGGUGGCCAAGGUAAACGGAAUCACAGUAAGCGAAGCGUUGGGCGUAAACGUCGCUAGAAACGCAGGAUAGAACGGUUGCAUUCUGGUAACCGAACCUUCUCCCAAUUAGAUUUAUUGAACACAUUGCUAUUGCAUAUAUAGAUGCAGAUAUCCGUGAAAGAAAAGAAAAACAACAUUUCAAUACCUUAUUAAAGUCACACGAACGUAUGUGGAACACGCAA